CAAUUACUAUGAAGUACUCAGGACUGGAAAGGCAAUGCUAUACAUCGGCUCUGCCAGUCUUGGGGGCUAUCUCUAUCGUCGCGAAUGGUGGCAGCGGGGAUACGCCAAAAACGGCUAUCAUGAUGAGAUGAGAUCAGCGAACAUAUGGGCUCCCUGGCCCCAGAGAAUGAUUCACAAGAUAAGAAAGAAACAAAUACUGGCUGACUGCCUGAGGAUCGAGAAGAGCUUCUUGUCUCUCUUUUCCGCUCUGCGUCGUCACUGAAUUCUUAAGAACCCUCUAUGGUUUCUUUACGCUGUUGUGAGAAAAGCAGUCAUUGAAGAGUAACCGGAAUAGAGGCAACAAUGGUUUCCUCAACAGUCCUCCAGGCCUGGGAGGCCUGUGACAAGACCGACACGGUAUUCAUCCUUGUCUGCAGCGUUUUUUGCUGGCCCAUCAUCCCCGCCGUUGGACUGGGUUACUCCGGUUACUCAACGAGGCAGAGCGGACUCGCCUCGUUCAUACCAUCCAUUCUCGCAAUUGCUGUCUGCUCGAUCCAAUGGUGGCUGAUUGGUUACAGCCUCGCCUACGGUGAUGGAAAUGGGGUUAUUGGGGGUCUCAAAAAUGCUUUCCAUCGAGGCGUCCUGGCAGACCCAGUAGGGAGUAUCCCGGCGAUUUUGUUCAGUGAGUUUCAGCUCAUCUUCUGCGCGACAGUGUGCGCUAUUUCCAUCGGAGGUUCGUGUGAGCGUGGGAGGAUCCUGCCUUUGGUGCCUUUCAUUUUUCUUUGGGCUACGUUCAUCUAUUGCCCGCUUGCGCACAUGGUGUGGUCAGAACAAGGCUUCCUAAGUGGCCUUGGAGCCCUAGACUUCGCUGGUGGUACUCCAGUCCAUAUCUGCAGUGGUGCUACCGCAACGGCUCUCAGUCUAUACCUCUCGUACCCGAUUGCGCGUUCACGAAAGUCCUCUGUGCGCACUCCUUCGCAUUUGACACUCCACCGCCCUCAUAACAGCAUGUGCCAGCUGCUUGCUAUGGUCAUCAUCUGGAGCUCCUGGCUCGCCUUCGACGCAGGAACAACCCUCAGCCUGAACUUCAAAUCAGUCAUGGCGUUGUGCGUGACGAAUAUCUGCGCUGCCGGUGGUGCAGUGACAUGGGCAGGCGUGACAUACUUCGAGACUGGAAAGUGGUCUCUCGACUCAACGUUCAUGGGAGCCAUUGCUGGGCUGGUCAUGAUCACCCCCUCUGCUGGUUUCAUCGGCAUGACCACCGCACUCUUCUUCGGAAUUGGAGGUGCCGUCAUCUGUCGCCAGGCGCUACGGAUCAAGUUCACUGACGCUGCUCGUCGAUUCCGCUGGGUGGAUAAUGGAGAUACCUUUGCUACGCACUGCGUGGGUGGUUUUGUGGGUACCAUUGCCACGGGACUCUUCGCCAUGAAGGAGGUUGCUGCCUAUGAUGGGUUCACCGAGAUCACAGGGGGUGUUUUCUUCGAUGGAAACGUCAGGCAGCUCGGUAUCCAGGUCCUGGAGGCCAUCAUUGGAUUCACUUGGGCUUUCGUGGGAUCCUACUUGCUGUUUGCUCUGAUCGACUGCGUUCCUGGACUGGAGGUCUUAGCUGAAGAUAAGGAGAUUAUUUCCGGAAUGGACGCGUCGCAGAUGGACGAGUCGUUGUAUGAAGCUCAGUGGGCGACCGAGGUGGACUAUCACCCCUUUUCAGGGAACGGGGGCAUCGUCUUAGAGUAGAUGUGCUCUGGUGAUGAAUCCUUCUCUUCUAUAUAUCUUCUAUAUAGUUCCAUAAGGUAAUACCCCGACAAUUGUAAUUGAUUUUCCUUUUCGUCCCGGUCAUACAGUAUACGCAGUCGCCGAGGGUGGCGAUAUGCACAAUUAUCCGGGAUGUACGACAGCACGUUUGGGAG
Molecule: messenger RNA, 1886 nt
Organism: Paecilomyces variotii
Lineage: Eukaryota; Fungi; Ascomycota; Eurotiomycetes; Eurotiales; Thermoascaceae
Product: putative ammonium transporter
Exons: 3
Coding region: 343-1713 (456 amino acids)
Biological process (GO): ammonium transmembrane transport
Cellular component (GO): plasma membrane
Molecular function (GO): ammonium channel activity
Source: RefSeq, a predicted model, not a curated record